AUGGCGGCAGGGUUGAACGGCGAGGAGCGCGGCGACACCGCUCUGAUUAGAGCAGCAAAGGCUAACAAUCUCAGAGCAGUCAUGGCCACCUUUCCAGAGGAUGCGUGUAAAACUGACCACACAGGCCGCACGGCCCUCAGCUGGGCUACCGAGCGGGGAUAUGUUAAUAUUGUCCGGUACUUGAUACACAAGGAGGCGAGGAUUGUUGACAGGAAGGGUGUCACUGCGCUAAUGAUCGCCGUAAAGCGCCAGAACAUCUCCUGCGUCAUGUCUCUUUACGCAUACGAGUCCGGGUUCCAGGAUAACCACGGCUGGUCUGCGCUUCACUGGGCAGUUUUCUAUGGCUGCGCAAACAUUGUCCAGUACUUGGCUCCGUUGGAGGCUGGGCUCAUCACUAACAAUGGAACCACCGCCUUGAUGUGCGCUGCCCAAAAGGGGUAUGCAAACAUCAUCCCCUAUCUUCUAGCCGCUGGAAGGGAGCUUAGAAUGGUUGAUAAUUUGAAGAAGAGCGCACUCAUCUAUGCAGUAGAAGCAGGGCACGAGGAUAUAGUGCAGCUCUUAGCUGAGAAGGAGGCGGGAAUAACUGACAUGCUCGGACGAUCGGCUCUCAUGUAUGCUGUGAUAAAUAAGAGGCCGGCGUGUGUCUCUAUUCUUGCUCCGUAUGAAGCGGGCAUAGUUAGUAGUGAGGGGAUGACUGCGCUUAUGUAUGCCGUGCAACAGCAUGAGUGGCACAUUGCGAUGAUUUUGGCCAAGCAAAAGGCAGAGCUAGGGAAGCAGGCUGCAAAGGAAGUUACUGCGCUUAUGCUCCUGAUGGACGCGAAGGAUCCUCCGUCCGAAGUCGUGCUGGCACUUGGAGACCGUCUGAUCCCUUAUGAAGCUAAGCUAUCCGACUCUGCGGGCAAUACAGCCCUUAUGCGCGCAGCAAUGCGGGGGGACAUUAAGAUGGUUGAAAGACUUGUCACCCACGAGGCGGGAAUGCAGUCGUUGGCGGGGAAGACAGCUAUGAUGCUAGCCAGCCACGCUGGGCAUGAUGAGAUUGUAAGAUUACUUUCACCCAUAGAGAAGGGUCUCGUUGACGCCAUGGGGCGGACUGCAUUAAUGUACGCCACAAGGGCAAACAAUGAUAACGUGAUACGAUACCUCAUUCCGUUUGAAAGCAGAAUGACUGAUUUCUAUGGCAAGACGGCGUUGAUGUGCGCUGCAAAGAAUAAUUAUAUGCCGAUUCUUAAGUUUCUUGCGUCAAAGGAGUGCAAGAUUAAAGAUCACAAGGGCCGGACGGCUCUGAUGCGGGCAGCCGCUAGCGGGCACAUAGAGUCAGUAGCAUUCUUGGCUCGGUAUGAAUCGCAACUUCAGUCGGAGAGUGGUUUAACUGCCUUGAUGUUUGCUGCCGUCAAUGGCCAUUCAACCGUGGCGCGAGUUCUCGCCAAAACAGAGGCCGGGAUGCGCGAUUCUACAGGACGGACUGCCCUUCUCCUUUCGCUGGUUAACAAUCAUGAAAAUGUCGCCCGUGCGCUUCUUGUAUUCGAGCAUCAACUUGCUGACGAUCAAAAGCGGACCGCCCUGAUGUAUUCUGCCCAAACAGCAUUCGACUCGGUGACUCGGUCACUUAUAGCCCUGGAUAAUCUGGCUAAAAGACAAGAUGAUGUAGGUCGCACGGCACUAAUGUAUGCUGUCACUUCUUCGCAGAGAAAUGCUAUCAGAGCGCUGCUUCCCAAGGAAAAUUGCAUGGUUGACAAGAACGGACGGACUGCACUCAUGUAUGCCGCGCGUGCGUGCCUGUCUCCGGGGGUCCCGGGGCUCAUCGAGAGUGAAGCAGGAAUACACGAUAACGACGGUCUAACGGCCCUCAUGUAUUGCUGUCUCAGCAAAAACUACUCGCUAGCGGAUCUUUUGUUAUCAACGGAGGUCUGCAUGCGUGACAAGCGGGGACAGACAGCGCUCAUGUAUGCUGCCAAGGAGGGUUGCAAGGAGCUCGUCAAUAAGUUGCUUCCACACGAAGCGGACAUGCGUGACCAUAGCGGGAAGACCUCAUUGAUCUAUGCUGUUGAAAACGGGCACUCUCAUCUGGUAUCGUCCCUGGCGUCGGAGAACAGGCUUUCCGAUAAGCAUCUUCAAACGCCAUAUGACUACGCAAUGCGUCUGCGCUGCACAAAGUCUGUACAGUCUCUUGUCAGCAUCUUAACAGAUACGUCCACUCUCGUGCUAAGUGCCAGUGUUUGUUUACAAUUCAUCCGAAACCUUUCUCCGAUUGUUUCGUAUAUGCUCUGGAAGAGUAAGAACACUCUCUAUGCGAUUCACGCACACACCUUAUUGGAUACCCUGAUGUCAUUUUUGUUUGAUGAUCUAGACAUUAGUCUUCUGCGUUCUGAGGAAGAACAACGAUGUGGUGAGAGCCUCAUGCAUCUCUGCACCAUCAACGAUAGUUUCAUGGCCUCGUCGUCUUCGUUCUGGCUCCGCGGAGAAGCUCGGCGUCGGUACAUGCACCGGACGCGGACUAUGGAGAUCUCUGAUGCUUCACAUGACUCCGUCUGCGCAGUGUGCUUAGACAACCAUCCCAAUGUCGUCUUUCUGCCAUGCAGACACAUGGUUGUCUGCAGUGCUUGCUUGACGUCUAUGGAGCGUCACUGUCCUUAUUGUCGAAAAUAUGUCUGUCGUCACUUCACUAUAAACGAAGAAGACAUACUCUGCUAG
Molecule: messenger RNA, 2691 nt
Organism: Giardia duodenalis
Lineage: Eukaryota; Fornicata; Diplomonadida; Hexamitidae
Product: Ankyrin repeat protein 2
Exons: 1
Coding region: 1-2691 (896 amino acids)
Molecular function (GO): protein binding
Source: RefSeq, a predicted model, not a curated record